AAAUGUCAAAAUUAUGGGAAAUUAAAAAAAAUCACACGCUACCGGAACUGGAAAUGGUUUGAAACUGUAGAUCCGCAGCGCUUGGCUUGGUAAUGGAUAACUAUAGAGCACAUGUACACGUUAAACUAGCGAAAGAAAGUUUUGAAGAAAAGGAGAAUGACAUAGGUUUUUUUUAAAGAAAAAUGUUUACCAAGCAAAACAAACUAGCCAAUUUUACUAAGAAGAAAAUGAUAACAGCAACAUUAUGGUAAAUCGCAACGGAGUUUAAUGCUGACGCUAACAAGAGCUGAUUAACAUAGCAGGCUUUGAACCAUGCAUGCUACGCACAUUCACUCACUUUACAGAAACGAAAUAAUUCUAAUGGACAUCGGCUGCACGUACACAAACACACUCACAUACACAUACGAAACCAGAAGGGGCAAAAGGCUGUAACAACAAAUGGCAUCAUGGUAAAUCAAAUUCGGAGAAAAAAAAAUUGUGUAAAUUUUAUACAAACUUAUCGAACAACCAAUAAAAAAGAACUCGAGAUUUCAUCCGCUAAAAGACGCAAAACAAGGCUUGAUCAUCCAAUAAAAAAUAUAAAAAAGUGAUGCAAUUAUCCGCGUAGGAUAUAACCAAAGCGUAAUUUAAAUAAUCACAAUAGUAACAAACGUAAAACCCACAUUAAAUAUGCAAUUAUAGAAGAGUGGAAUUGCUUUUUCGAUGAACUUUUUUUUCUUACUUUGAUUAUAUGAUGAUUUUGGGCUUGUGUAUUUCGCUUAGCAAAACCAACCAUGAUCGAUUUAUCUGAGUGAAAACGGAGAAGAAUCAAACAACUAAACGCUUAUUAGUUUUUACGCUGAAACAAUGACACUAGAAAAAAAAAAAGAAACAAUGAUUGAUGCAAUGUCGGCUUAUCUAGAAAACAGCAACAACCGUAAACCAAAAAGAUGGUGAAAUAUACUAAAGCUAUGUUUCGAAAAAAUUGCAACAUACAGAUAUUAAUCAAACAUCGCUUAGUUAGUAUAAACUUUCAACCUAAAUCGACGAACAAAGUAAACCCAAAUCCAUUACACGCGUUUAGAAAGACAACAUAACUAGUGAAUACACAUUUCAUAUACACUCAACCAAACACACAAUAAAAAGCAGCGAAGAACUAAACUAAACUAUAACUUGAAUGGGGCAUUUCACUCACUUUCUUAUGAGAAAACCAGAACAUCGUGACGAAUGAUUGUGAACAAGUUUUCCAUGUGCUAAAUCAACUUGCAAACUUCUAAAAGUAAAAUAACUAAAACGCUAAUUCUCAAUCAAGAGGUUUGACGUGAACUUUCUCUGUGUCAGCAAGAAAGAAGAAUCACAAAGCAGGCUGCCGGAAAGCCGUUCCGGUGAGAAAUCGAUCAAGCAAAUAGGGUAACGAUUGUAAAUUAUAUCUGAUUGUGCUAUGAAAAAAAAAAUACUUUGGAACUCAUACUUAUUUCAGUAAGUGCGAAAAAACUACAAACUGCUAAGGACAAUUGUGUAUAUUUCAGAAGAAAGAAAAAAAUAAGUGAUGUGAUGCAAAAUCUGCAAACAAACAAAAAAAAUCUGAUAACAGGAAGCAUUAGAAGUUAGCGAAUACCAAAAGAGAAAAGGAAACAGUGGUGCAACAAAAUGUACGGUCGAUUGUUUGUUUGAUUGGAAAAUGGGAUGCGGAAUGAAAUCGAGAAACAUUAUUUCCUUUCGGAUGUGGUUCGUUGCCGAAAACUUGAACGAACCAAGGGGGAACAGCAACCAGGAAAGGAAACACAACACAAGAGAAGUUGCGAGGCAAACCAACAGUGUAAAAUUGAAUACCAUGUUUUGUAAAGAUAAGUAUUAUUGUUCUCUAAUGAUGAUGGAAGGAAGACAAAAAAUAUACAUUUGAGACAUACACACGCCAUGAAGAAAUGAACGCAUGAUGUUUUAUUCUGUCCCAAAGCUGGCUACUAGAUCGCCCAGAUCAACUGUUUGAACACACUGAUCGAAGCAAGCGAAUCACGCUUUCGCAAUUGACAGUUCGUACGCGGAAGUAAACAGUGAACACGUGUUACCAUCUUUCCCUGAUAAAACAUUGCAAUGAAUUUUAUGAAAAAUCGUAUCGAUCGACCGGUGGAACCUCUUCCCAAGCCGCAAGUUUUUCGACAUAUUGACCUCCGGCCAAGCAGCAGUCGAGCCGCUAGUAAAAGCAUCCACGACACGCUGAACCAAACGGUGGCCGCCAACGAGCCAUAUCCAAUAUGUGCCGUGGCGGAAGGGCGAGGCCAUGCCACACUGGAGAUCGGGUUGGCCGGCAUCGACAUCGCGGCACCGGUGCUGCAAAUGUCGCAGUUUAGUGACAACUUUUGGUACUCGAACAUCCUAACCUCGCUGCAGGCACUGAAUCCCGUCAUGGUAUUUUUCAGUGACCACUCACUGAAUACUCGGGCUUCCAAUCUACCAAACUUGAUCCGGCAGCUUUUGCCCCACGUCCAGAUCGUAAGCCUACCCAGAAGCUUCUUCAACGAUGGUUUCGCCAUGAAGCACAUGGAUAGCCUUUGCUGUUCGGCUUUCCAAACUUUGAAGGACACACUCCGUGCCAAGUACUACGGAUUGGCAGCAGUCGGAGCCCUUAUUCGACAUUGCUUUGAAAGCAAUCUUCUGCGGAUUGCUCCCAAGUCAUUGCAGUUUUGCUACUUGAGCAAACGCCAAACCAUGACAAUCGAUGUCGAGUGUAUUGGACAUCUGGAGCUGAUUUACUCACUGCAUAAGUCGAAUGACAAGCAUUCGUUGUAUCGUCUGCUGAAUCACUGUAUCACAAGUGUAGGCAAGCGACACUUGAGAGCUAACUUAUUAGAGCCUAGCAGUAGCCGUGAAUUGCUGGAAACUCGAUUGGCUUGCGUUGAUGAACUGCUGAUGAAGAGCGACCUGCUGUGUGGAAUACAGCGUAUUCUACGGGACUUGGUAGAUAUCGGUGGACUAAUGAAGCUGGCAGUGGAUGUUGACAAGUCGAGAACUACUAAGCAGAACACCAUACAUGUAUUGAAUCAGGCUAAAACAUUACGCAAUGCGUUAAGAAGUGUUCCAGAACUCAAAGCCCUGCUAGAAGACGUCCAGUGUUCAAUCUUGCUGGACAUUAAAGAUACUCUCUCGAAUGAAGUAUACAAACAGCUGAAUGAUAGAAUUAGUACAGUGCUAGAUGUGGAAAGCGGAAACGUGCAUGUUUCCGACUAUCAUCGGCUGUUUCUGGUUAAGUCAAAAGUUUCCUCAACGCUAGACGUCCUCCGCAGUCUAUACUCAGAAGUAAUUGAUGAAAUCCGGGAAUACGUGGCUAAUCUUACCCAAGAAUAUCGGAUGUUACUGAAAAUGAGUUACACAAAAUCUUUGGGAUUCCACAUGCAAGUCGCUUUCAAGGAUGCAGGACCUUCAUUCCCACGAAUAUUUAAAAUUCUGAACCGAUCCGGACAAAGGUGUUGCCUGACUACGGGACCGCUACAAGCCUUCAACGAAAGGAUUAACGGAAUUGUCAAGGAAAUCGAGAUGGUCAGCUUUAGCGUUAUUAAGCAGCUCAUCGAUGAUAUUAGGGAACAUGUGGAAUCGAUCUACGCGUUGGUAGCGAACGUAACCGAUCUGGAUGUGCUGCAGUCGUUGGCCGUUGUUAGUCAGAAUAAGGAAUUUUGCCGACCAACGUUUUCAAGAUCUACCAAGAUAGUGGCUGCUCGACAUCCUUUACUCGAAGCGUAUGGGGAGGUUGAGAAAGUGGUUAAGAAUAAUAUCAUAGCAACCCCCGAGUACAACGUAUUCAUCGUAACAGGGCCCAACAUGAGCGGCAAGACGGUCUACAUGAAAACGAUUAGUCUGCUGCAGAUCAUGGCCCAGUUGGGUUGUUACGUUCCAGCGGCCAGAGCUGAGUUUCGUAUCGCCGAUCGUCUGAUGGUUGUUUUCGGUGCUGCGGAGAACAUCGAACACGACCUCUCGAAUUCAUCACGAAUGUCCCGUAAGCUGGAAACCAUUGCCCAUAGCUUGACGGUGAAUAGCUUGGUGGUGAUUGAUGAGCUCUUCGGCGACACGCAGUCACCGGACCCAAGUGGACCGCGCUGGAAGCUGCUGGAAAGAAUUGUUAGCUUCGUGGGAUUCAAGGCGGGAGCUGCUUGUGAAAGUCUUGCGGCAGUAGAGAGACCAUUCGUAUAUCUUACGACACAUUGUCAUGAUAUGCUACGCCCGCUGGAGCACAUGCAUAACGUUUCCCGUCUAUGUCUACAAACGGAAGUGUUGGACGUUGAUGGAUUCGAACGUCUGCGCUACAAAUACACGGUAGCAGAAGGCAAAACCAAUGUCAAGAACUACGGCAUCGCAUUGGCAAGGUGUGUGCGCAUUCCGGAGACUGUGAUUUCUCGUGCUGAGCAAAUCAACGAAGACCUGAAGAACCGCACAAUUGGUGGACGUUUUACACACAAUACGACAACAUUCAACGGAUCCUUUUCGACUCAGGCUAACCUACAGCACUUCGAUAAACGUCUGUACGAUUUGUACGCUCAGUUAGCACUGCUGAUGUCGGAAGGCAACGCGGAGAACAUGGAAGCAUUGGGUGUUCAGAUCAACGAACUUCUGGAAAGAUUUGUAGGCACGCUACCAGUUGAUGUGGUGAAUUAUCUGAAAGAAACUCCGUUGGAAUCGCUGCUGGCUACGAAGAACCAAACGCAGAACGUGAACUCCGAUUUGACGAUGCCAAGCGUAAGUGAAGGCAUUGCCGGAGAGAGCGAAGCGAUAGCUACUGGCGGAAGCGAGCCAUUCGAAAUCGAUGAGACGAUUAUGAUUGAUGAGGAUUCGCAAGAAAUAUAGAUUGAUACAUGUACCUUCGUUUAUAUAGCAGAAGAUUCUCAUAUUAGACUCAUUGUUUUAAAUAUUUUCAAUUACCAGUUAUAUGUAGAUAGAACCAAACUAUUUUGAAUCAAAUGAAAUGAUAAUAAAAAUCCUUUAACAAACA
This is a messenger RNA of Aedes aegypti (yellow fever mosquito), 4960 nucleotides long. Its product is annotated as mutS protein homolog 4. Gene Ontology annotation, molecular function: ATP binding; mismatched DNA binding; ATP-dependent DNA damage sensor activity. The transcript has 6 exons. The record is from RefSeq and is a predicted model, not a curated record. Gene Ontology annotation, biological process: mismatch repair; reciprocal meiotic recombination. Gene Ontology annotation, cellular component: nucleus. NCBI's taxonomy places the organism in Eukaryota, Metazoa, Arthropoda, Insecta, Diptera, Culicidae. Bases 2074 to 4815 code for a protein of 913 amino acids.